GCACUUCCCAUCCUCCAAGUUGUUUGGGUUAAACUCGUGAAAAAUGAGAAAUUGUUAGAAAAAUGUCGCGAAAUCUCUCCCCGACGCAGCAGAAAAUCGCGGAGAAGCUCUCCAUCCUCAACGACAGAUGUGUGGGAAUACUGACGAGGAUCUAUAACAUCAAGAAGGCCUGUGGCGAUGCCAAAUCAAAGCCUGCAUUCCUGUCAGACAAGAGCUUGGAAUCAUGUAUCAAACAUAUUGUCAGGAAGUUCCCCAACAUCGACAGCAAGUCGCUGCAAGCCCUUACCAAUGUACGGACCGAUAUUAUGAAGUCCCUCUCCCUCUACUAUUACACAUUUGUCGACCUCCUUGACCUGAAGGACCAUGUGUCAGAAUUGCUUACUAUUAUGGAUGCCUUAGCCAUGGCUGACUCCUUGGACAUUAAUGUGAGCUAUGACUUGACAAAAGGCUACCUUGAUUUGGUAACAAAUUAUGUAACUCUGAUGAUUCUUCUGUCGAGAGUAGAGGAUCGGAAGGCUGUUUUAGGACUGUUUAAUGCAGCUCAUGAAAUGGUCAACAAUCAAGGAGAUCCAAGUUUUCCACGUUUGGGCCAAAUGAUUAUGGAUUAUGAAACGCCACUGAGAAAGCUGAAUGAAGAGUUUGUGCCUCAUGCCAAGCUCCUCUCGGUGGCUCUCAGUUCACUCUGGGUGUUAUAUCCUCGGAGAAACCUCCGAGCAGACCAGUGGAGGGCAGCACAAAUGUUAAGUUUGGUGAGCACACCAAGUCAGCUUCUGAACCCUGCUCAGACUGAUGUCAUGCCGUGUGAAUAUUUGUCAUUAGAUGCUAUGGAGCGCUGGAUCAUCCUUGGGUACAUGUUGAUCCCACAGACAUUGCAAAAACAAGCAGCCCUUGAAUGUUGGGCACAAGCCCUACAGACAGGAUGGGUUAUUACACUAUUCAGAGAUGAAGUGUUGCACCCGCAUUCUUAUAUCCAGGCAUACCUGGAGACUAAAAAAGAACUCAGUAAACGAACAUCUGAUGUAAAGGAGAGUUAUUCUCAUGCUGUGACACAUGCGCCACUCAUGCACAGAGAACGCCGAAAGUACCUACGCACAGCUUUGAAAGAGCUCGCCCUGAUCCUCACAGAUCAGCCAGGACUGUUAGGUCCAAAGGCUCUCUUUGUCUUCAUGGGUCUUAGCUUUGCAAGAGAUGAAGUAUUGUGGCUGUUGCGUCACCAUGAGAACCCACCUCUGCAGAAGGUCAAGGGCAAGACUGCUGAUGACCUAGUAGACCGACAGCUUCCUGAACUGCUUUUCCACAUGGAAGAAAUUAGAGCUCUAAUCAAGAAAUACUCUCAGGUGCUACAAAGAUACUACAUUCAGUACUUGUGUGGCUAUGAUGCUAUUGCACUAAACCAGCUGAUCCAGAGCUUGCAGAAUCUCCCAGAAGAUGAGUCUGUCAUCCUCUCCUCAAUGUGCAAUGAAAUUGGGAAUCUUUCAGUCAAACAAGAGGAGGGUGCAACAUUUGACUUCCGAGGCAUCCGCCUGGACUGGUUCCGACUUCAGGCCUAUUCCACGUCAAAUCGCUCAGGGUUGCACCUCAAAGACCAUAGGGAGCUGACGGCCCUCAUCAACCAGAUUGUUUUCCACACCAAGAUGGUCGAUUUCCUGGAUGAAAUGUUGAUAGAAACAUCUGACCUUUCCAUAUUCUGCUUUUUCAGUAAACAGUUUGAGGAUAAUUUCCACAUGUGCUUGGAGUUUCCAGCCCAGAAUCGUUAUAUUGUCUGCUUUCCUCUAAUAUGUUCACAUAUGCAAGCCUGUACCCAUGAGAUCUGCCCCGAAGAGCGUUAUCACAUACGAGAAAGGAGUCUGUCAGUAGUCAACAUGUUCCUAGAGGAAAUGGCAAAGGAAGCCAAGAAUAUUAUAACAACCAUCUGUGAUGAACAGUGCAUUCUCUCUGAUAAGCUCCUGCCAAAGCACACUGUUCCUCUCCUUAUUCAUAAAAAGAAAGAGAAAAAGAAGAAAAAGGAGGACACAACAGAAGGGCGGCCAGGCUUUGAGAGCUACAGAAAAACUAGAGAGGAAUUGACAACGAUGGACAAGUUGCAUAUGGCCUUGACAGAGCUUUGUUUUGCAAUUAACUACUGCAGUCAGAUCCAGGUUUGGGAAUACACCUUUGCGCCAAGAGAAUAUCUCUACCAGCACUUGGAACAAAGGUUUGCACGAGCAUUGGUGGGAAUGGUCAUGCACAACCCAGACACCAAUGAGAUUGCCAAACCAUCUGAGCUGUUAGCAAGUGUCAAGACUUACAUGAGUGUGUUGCAGACUGUUGAAAAUUAUGUCCACAUCGACAUCACAAGGGUGUUCAACAAUGUCCUCCUGCAGCAGACACAGUUGCAGGAUAGUCAUGGUGAAAAGACCAUCACAGCCCAUUAUAAUACAUGGUAUUCUGAGAUACUCCUCCGACGAGUUAGUGCAGGUCACAUUGUGUUCUCAGAAAAUCAGCGUGCCUUUGUGUCAUUAACAGCAGAAGGAGCUCAGCCAUUUGCGGCAGAAGAAUUUUCUGAUAUCAAUGAGCUUAGGGCUUUGGCUGAACUAAUUGGCCCCUAUGGAAUGAAAGCACUAAAUGAGAAUUUGAUGUGGCACAUUGCCAAUCAGGUGCAAGAACUGAAGAAAUUGGUGAUCUUGAAUAAAGAGGUUCUGCUUUCUAUGAGAACUAACUUCGACAAACCAGAUCAAAUGAAGGAGUUGUUCAAGAAGUUGCAGCAGGUGGAUAGUGUCCUGUCACGCAUGCAGAUCAUUGGAGUGAUUCUCUGCUUCCGACAGCUGGCUCAGGAAGCCUUGGCAGACAUUCUUGACAACCGCAUUCCCUUCCUCAUGUCAUCCAUUGCCGACUUCAAGCAUCACGUUCCAAAUGGUGACACAAUGAUUGAGAACAUAAAGCUGCAGCUUGUGAAUGAGAUGUCUUCAGCCGCUGGCCAUCCAUGUGAGGUUGACCCAGCUCUUGUCAAUGUCUUGCGAUCUCAUAAGAAUGAGGUACCGGAUGAGGAAUUCAUCAUUACGUGCUUGUUGAUGGUAUUUGUUGCUGUUUCUAUUCCGAAACUAGCACGGAUGGACAACACAGUAUACAAACCAGCUUAUGGUGCCCAUGCCAACAACUCCCAUUGUCUGGCUCAGGCAGUAAAUACGCUUUUUGCUGCUCUCUUCACCUACUGUGGGCGAGCACAGGACAUCGAGGAGAGGUUGAAGGAGUUCUUGGCUCUGGCUUCCUCCAGCCUCCUCCGCCUAGGACGAGAGAAUGACAAGGAUGUUAUAAAGAACAGGGAUGCAACAUACAUCUUAUUACAUCAGAUUGUAGUGCAGUCACCCUUCCUAACCAUGGACCUUCUGGAAGCAUGCUUCCCCUAUGCCCUCAUCCGCAAUGCCUACCACACAGUACACAAGGCAGAGCAGUAGAUGAUGGGUUAGAAACCAUUUUUAAAAAAUUACCUGAAUGUUCAUUCCCUGUCUUUCUUGUACUCUCUCUGUCUCCCACUUUCACUCUUUUCCAUUCUCACUUCUUCCACCCUUUCCUUCACUCCUUCAUUCCUAUGACCUGACCUGAGUUUUAUUUAGUCGAUAUAUAUGAUAGUCAAAGGUUAAUAUUACUUUUAGUAUUACCAAUCUUUAGUUAUUUUCAUCUUGUGGCACAAGAGUUCAUAUGCCAAGUCAGAUUAUAUUGCCUUGCACAAAUUCAUUUGGUAAUCCAUCAUAUGAUUUACAAAUUCAUAGGUGAUGUUUAUCUCUUUUUGUAUGAUCAUUGUUUAGGUGUUUAUGAUUUUGAUAAAUCUCAUUUGAAGUGUGGCAAGAGGAUAGUGUUGGAAGUCAUGACUGAUGCUAUUAUUUUCGCUUUAUUACAACUUUCUUGGGAACUUGAUUAUUUACAUUUUAUCCAAGAUUUUUUUUAAUUCUUUAUUCUUGUGGGGUCAUAAUACAAGAAAAAGAAAGUGAUGUUAAAAAAUGAGUAAAUCAAUAUUAAGUCCCAGUCAUUUGAUAGUUUUUGCUCUCCUUUCAAUUCAGAGGGGUAAUUACCUUUCAUUGUACUGACUUGUGAUGAGGAUAUAUGAUAAGGUGCCUCUCAUUUUGGCCAUUAUUUUUAUAUCUGAAGUCUACCUGUGAACUUAAAAUGGUAUAUAGCAAAGCUGUUUAAUGAAAGGAUACAAGACAAUAAUAUGUAUUGUACUUGCCAUGGUCUUUUCCCCCACAUCAAAAGUGCAUCUGCAAGGCAGAACAUAAGCCUUUGGUUCCUCUAUCAUUUUAGAAAAUAUUCUGUACUACAAAUCAGUGCGUUAUAAAGUUGUCAAAGUUAUCAUUGAUAAUGACACUGAAACUUAGGUUAUUCCCCCAUGCAGCCUUAGCCAUUGUCAGUGCUGUGAGAGAUAUUACUGUAUUCUGAAUUGUGUUUGAAAAAAGGUAAUGUGUUAGCAGGUUGUCAAGUUUGUAGAUAAUUAAUUUUAAUAACCUGCCAUUGGAUAUAUUUAUAACAAAGCAUUAUAUAUAUAUGCAGAUUCUUAAAUAUUUUUCCUGUGUUCAUGUCCAUAAUAAAGAUAAAAGAUGACGUAGUAUCUUUAUUGAAUAUGAUUGUCACAAACAAGGAAAAUACCAGUGAUUUUUGCAAUGUCAUUUGUUAUCAUUCUGGAAAUUUAGUCAGAUGGCAUGAAAUGCACAAAAGCCACAGGCAGUGAAAUUUUAUAGUACAAAUAUGCUUUUUUUCAAUGGAUUGUGGAUUCCUAAUUCAAGAGUUGUUUUAUCAGCAUGUGACAAAUGUGGUGACAAAGGUGUAAGGAAAGUCUAGAUUUUUUCUUGAGUUGAUAUUGCAUUAUGUUUAUUAGUUUAAAUUACCAUUUCAGCCAUAAUUUAUUUUCCCUCUAGCCAUGAAUCUUAAAGAGAGAACUGUCAUUGUAAUGUGUGGUAGUGUGCCCUUGAUAAUGUGUUACGUCUAAUGAUCAUAGUAAAUAGAUCUUGUGUUCAUUUGUGUUCACUUCCAGAUAAUGAAAGGCUAGGCUCAAUCUGCUUGUUAUUUCACAGUAGACAAUAUGACCUAUGGCAGUUACUGUCAACAAGUGUUAAUCAUUAGCAUCACUAAUGCUAUGAGGUUUAUUUUAUAUAUUUUUUACAGGAACAUUUAUCUUAACAUUACAAUGCUGACAAUAGAUGUUUGUAGACUUCAUGAAUUUGUAUUCAUAUUAUGAAUCGCCUUGCUGUAGAUGCCCGUGCCCUUUAAACCACAAGACUUCUUGCAAACAAAGGAAAAUGUACCAAUUUACACAAUCUUGAAUUUCACUAUCUAGCUUAAGUGUAUAUGUAUGUAUAUAAGUAUAGUAAGUAUGCACUACUAGUUGAUACUUGUGAGUUGGUAUGCCUUCAAUAGUCUGUUUGUUAUUUCUGCAUUUUUUAGGAGAUAUUAUUUCAUCUUUUUAGUAUAUUGAGGAAGAAUUGUUAAAAUUCCCUGUGAUGAUUCAAACUUCACCAAACAGGAUUAAAUGAGAAGAAUUCAAGGAUUCAAGGGUGGUAAGAACUCUGAUUAAUAGAAUCUAUAUGCAUAUGUGGUUAUAUCAUGAGCAAUUGCAUUAUUGCAAACAUGAGAAAUUUUGAUUCCAUUUAGGUGCUCUAGCUUUGUUUGCAAAAAAAAAAAAAAAAAUGUAUUGAGAAAAAUGAUAACGAAUAAAAUAAAAUACAGUAUACCAAACAUUCUCUAUUGGUAAGAGACAGUUUCCUAAUCCCAGUUGAUGCUGGGGUCUACAAGGAUAUGUUUUGUAAAGUUUAUGUAUAUGGUAUUAUCUGUGCUUCUAUAAACUCGGUUUAAGUAUUAGUUUUCAGAAUGAUACAAUCAGUGACUUGGGCUUAGAUUUUGGAAUCUUUCCUCUCACUUUUAAAGCAUUAAAUUAUGCUUUUAGGAGGAUUUUCUAAAGCUCACAGUGACCUGUAUGUGUCAUGGUAAUCAAAAGCUGACUUGAAUUUUGUAGACGAUAAGGAAUUUUAGAGCAGGGUUUCAUAUGUUAUUCUUUUAUAUGUAUUUAAUUGUCUGAAAGAUAAUAACAAAAAAUAUUGUUUAUGUCUUGUGCUUGACAUAGUUCUAAAUUCUGGUUGUGCCUCACAUAGAAAAGUUUUGUGUUUUGUAGAAAAUUUUGAUUUCAAACUCAUAAUUGUGAGGUUUGCUAGUGACCAUUUUGUAUGACCAUUAAGAGUCAUUAUUUGAUAGGGUGUGAUAACAAAAGAUUUCCCUAGACAGUUAAGAUUACCAUCUUUGUCGCUCAAUAGAAGUAUGGUCUUAUUGCUGUUUACUGUAGAAUUUAUAUUCAAGCCUUCUAUGCAGUGGUCUGAGAAGUCAGCUUUUGAAUAUAACCAAAGGAUGAAUAAAUUUUGAAUUACCUUUA
Penaeus chinensis is the source of this 6394-nucleotide messenger RNA. It is a transcript of the gene Hem, whose product is annotated as membrane-associated protein Hem-like. The record is from RefSeq and is a predicted model, not a curated record. Gene Ontology annotation, biological process: neuron projection morphogenesis; cell migration; cell morphogenesis. The transcript is spliced from 26 exons. Gene Ontology annotation, cellular component: SCAR complex. Lineage: Eukaryota; Metazoa; Arthropoda; Malacostraca; Decapoda; Penaeidae. Bases 63 to 3434 code for a protein of 1123 amino acids.